Messenger RNA from Pseudogymnoascus verrucosus, 1228 nucleotides. RefSeq lists its product as uncharacterized. The record is from RefSeq and is a predicted model, not a curated record. The coding region runs from base 29 to 1120 and encodes 363 amino acids. NCBI's taxonomy places the organism in Eukaryota, Fungi, Ascomycota, Leotiomycetes, Thelebolales, Thelebolaceae. The transcript has 2 exons.
UUUUUCAAUAACGCCUUGUGCCAACGAAAUGUUUGUCAAUUCCGAAGCUCGGGCAUGGACAUGCUCUUCUGCAAUUGAUGCUAAAAUUGAUACAUUUCACUGCAACCUACCAGGGUAUUCACAGACUCCACUUCUUGACUGUAGCUCAAUUUCAGCAGAGUUGAGCCUGAAGAACGUCUUUCUCAAAGAUGAAUCAGCCCGUAUGGGCCUUCCAGCAUUCAAAAUCCUGGGCGCAUCGUGGGCAACAUACAAGGCCAUUACAAAGCUGCUUCAGCUUCCGACAACGGUCAAUGUCCAGACGGUCAUCAAGGGUAUUGCUGAGAAACAUCAAGGCUUGACCCUCUUCGCAGCAACCGAGGGAAAUCAUGGUCGAGCAGUGGCUAAAAUGGCAACGCUGCUGGGAAUAGCAUCGCAGAUCUUUGUUCCCCAGUAUCUGAACAAAUCGACGCGCGAUUUGAUUGAGAAGGAGGGGGCAUGCGUAGUGGAAGUUCUAGGAGACUAUAAUGAGGCUGUUGUCAGGGCAAAAGACACAGCACAUGAGCUUGGAAUUGAUGGCUUGUUGAUCCAGGAUACUGCAUUUGACGGCUAUGAAGAUAUUUCGCAGUGGAUCGUAGACGGUUAUUCAACAAUGAUGAAGGAAGCCGACUCACAGAUCUAUAAUAUCACACAAACUCGACCAGAUGUUAUCGUGGUGCCUGUUGGUGUCGGUUCUCUAGCUCAGUCGGUCGUCACCCACUACAAGUCCCAAGGCCAUCCUUGCACCAUUAUAGCAGUUGAGCCAGAACCAGCAAAUUGUCUACAGAUGAGCCUGAAGUCUGACACGUUAACCUCGGUCUCGACUGAAGAUACGAUCAUGUGUGGUCUGAACUGUGGCACUGUGUCUUCAAUCGCUUGGCCUAUCCUUCAGAAAGGGGUUGACGUGAGCGUUUACGUCACAGAUGCUGAAGCUCAUGAGUCUCUUGUCCAGCUCAAAGAAUGUCAAGCAGUGAUUGGGCCAUGUGCAGCAGCUACUUUGGCAGCAUUGAAGAAAGUAGUCAGAGGGCCUGGAUUGGACAAAAACGCCGUCGUAUUGCUUCUUGGUACAGAGGGUAUACGAGAUUACGAAGUUCCAACUUACUGAGAAUAUUUACAUCAAAUGGUUGAUUACUACUCAAACUUCUCUCUCCUCAUCUGCCGAGGAUUUACAUGCCAGAAAUUCUGGAGGUGAUGGCAGGAUUGAAAGUGCGGG